Soboliphyme baturini is the source of this 369-nucleotide messenger RNA. The record is from the annotation of a GenBank genome assembly. NCBI's taxonomy places the organism in Eukaryota, Metazoa, Nematoda, Enoplea, Dioctophymatida, Soboliphymatidae.
AUGCACGUGUCUCAGGGCGACAUAAUCCGACCUGAUCCUCCUAAUGGCUCAUUACACAUAGUAAUGCUCAGCACCGGCAUCGGGAAGGGCCUACUGUCACUGACCAUCCGUCCUCCGGUGAUAAGCGACGGUGGUAGCGACGCGGGAAUUCAUGGCCACGUGACUGCGGCACGGAAAAACGCAGGUGUCAGCAAAAGUCGACGACCACAGGUCACAGUCCAGGUAUACGCCGACGAAGGUCCAAAGUCCCCCGGGUGGUACACUGUGUUCUCGGGCGAUGACAGAAAGCAGACCGGCUGGCCUGUGGCGGCAGACUACGGUGACGUCGACGACCAGUAUUGCGAGCGGCAAAAACUGCCGCGUAAAUAG